AUAGGCAAAACGAAAAAUCUCCCAUGAGCCCCAAUGUACCAGGCCGGAAUUUCUCGCCUCGUACCCGCCCGAUUACCAGAUUAACAAAUUAAUUCCCACUCCAUUCAGGACGAAAUCUGCGACAUUUUUGCCAUCCAACUCAAAAGGGGAUUUAUGCUCUGGAAGUUAACAAGACAAGACAAAUUAGGUUUUUAGUUGAAUAUUAUUAUUAGUACGGAAUUCUCUUCAUCGAAAUACAAAGCAACAAAGGAAGGAAAAUCCAAGAAUGGGAAGCGAAGAGGAGAGCGCAGUGAAGGAGCCAUUGGACCUCAUCCGCCUCAGUCUCGAUGAGCGCAUUUACGUCAAGCUCCGUCAUGACCGCGAGCUUCGCGGCAAGCUCCAUGCCUAUGAUCAGCAUUUGAAUAUGAUUCUUGGUGAUGUUGAAGAGAUAGUUACAUCUGUGGAAAUUGAUGAUGAGACAUACGAGGAGAUUGUCCGGACCACGAGGCGUACAGUGCCGUUUCUGUUUGUCAGAGGAGACGGUGUCAUCUUGGUUUCACCUCCAUUAAGGACAGCCUGAUUAAGACUUCUAGUUACUGACCUCUCUGAGGUUAACCAAAUUGUCGUAACGUGUAAUACUACACUCGCUAUUUUCCAAUUUGUAUUGGUGCUUAUUCAUGCAACUAGAACUGAUUGAACUUUGAGAAUUAUGUGUAUUUUGAGGUUAAGACCAUCAUGUUUAGCUGCUAUCUUUGGCAUGCGAGUAAAGAUUGAAAUGGAUAUGGUGAGCUCAAGAUUUGAUAAAAUCAAGUUUUGCUUA
Molecule: messenger RNA, 799 nt
Organism: Olea europaea var. sylvestris
Lineage: Eukaryota; Viridiplantae; Streptophyta; Magnoliopsida; Lamiales; Oleaceae
Product: sm-like protein LSM3A
Exons: 3
Coding region: 266-559 (97 amino acids)
Biological process (GO): mRNA splicing, via spliceosome; P-body assembly
Cellular component (GO): P-body; U4/U6 x U5 tri-snRNP complex; U6 snRNP
Molecular function (GO): RNA binding
Source: RefSeq, a predicted model, not a curated record